CGAACGCCACUGAUAGCUAAGAGUACCAAGAUGACUACUACGUCGUCCUUCACUUUCUCAGUUGCUGCUUCGCCCAACCAACUUUAACAGAUAAAGGCUGGCACAAUAUGAAAUUCUUACACUGACAUCCUGAACUAUCGUAGCUCUACUGCAUCUAAUUUGAUAUACCCCUUUUCUGACUGUCUCGCAUGGAAUCGCCGGAAUGUUGCGCUCAUGUACGCGCCAUGGCGGAAAGACAUCGUGGUUGAUGAGGUCGUUGGCCAGACAUCAAGGUUCCCGCGAGCUUCCUGCCGGCGCUAGGUUGGCCGCAGCUACGCUCGUUUGCUCAAAACAAGGAUACACACAUGCAGCUCCUCCAUGGAGGCCAGCAUCUGUGCUGGACGAAUGGGUUGCAAAAGAGGCAAGGCCUAUCAGUCUACGACAGCUCAUGGUUUUCGGGAGGUCAUUAUCAGAAGCUCGUUUGCUAAGCUCAGCAAAUUAUGUUCGAACAGAAUUGCCAGUCAGGCUUGCCCACAGGAUACGAGACAUGCAGACGUUGCCAUACGUCGUCGUAUCAAACCACCACAUCAGUGAAGUGUAUGAAUUAUAUUACCAGGCGUUCGAGAACCUUCGCCGCAUUCCAGAGAUAAAAACGCUCGAAGAGAAUGAGCGGUUCUGCAAGACUAUCAAUCAGACAUUGCAAGAACAUCUGAUUGUCAUUCCAAAGCUUGCAAUGGGAAUUUUAGAAUGCCGAGACCUCAUGAAGCCCGAGGACAUGGAUAAGUUCAUGAACACCAUACUUCGCGCACGAAUCUCGCGGCGUGUCAUAGCAGAACAACACCUGGCGUUGACUGAGACGUAUAAUUCGCCUUGGCACUUUCCGGAUGCUGCCAAAAAUACCACCGAUUCGGAGUUCAUUGGCGAGGUUUUUCUCAAGUGCAACGCCAAGGAAGUUGUGGAACGCUGUGGUAAAGAGGUGCAAAAACUUGCAAGGAGUGCAUAUGGGCCUGAUGUUAUAUUGCCAGAUAUCAAGAUAGCUGGGCAUCAGGAUGUCACGUUCCCUUAUAUCUUAAGCCACCUCGAAUAUAUUAUCGGGGAGCUCCUGAGGAAUUCGAUUCAGGCGGUUGUUGAACACCAAGGCCAAACCCCUGGAGGGGCCAAACCCCCUCCCAUUGAGGUCACAAUAUCUGAGGCUCCUCAGCACGUGUUCAUACGAGUCUCGGACCAAGGUGGUGGCAUAGUCCGAGAAAUCCUCCCGUACCUGUGGUCAUUCUCCAAAGGACCCCGUAGCGAGGCCCGACUAGAGAACCUCCACCACGUGCCGAAAAUGGCGGCUACGCUCCAGGAGUUGAGAGACCCGGGCGAUCCGUCCAGGCCAAUACAGGCAAGCCAUAAUAACUCACUAUCAUCUCUGUCUAGCAGGCCACCAAAUCUGCGGCUGGGAAUGGGCCUGCCCCUGUCUCGGAUAUAUGCCGAAUAUUGGGCUGGGACUUUGGAGAUACAAUCUCUCCACGGCUAUGGCGUUGACGCGCUUUUGCAGAUAUCGAAGCUAGGGAAUAAGAACGAGCAGCUUACUACACGAGCAAGCAUGGAUGCUGUUUAAAGGGCCUUGGCUACAUAGUUUCAAUUAUAAAUAUUACAAAUAAGCAAACAAAAUAAUAAUAUUUUGGCAUAUCAGUUGAUUAUUUAUCCAUCAACUUUAAUUUAAACUAGCUAAUAGUACGCAAGAAACCUUUAUAUAUUAUAUUGCUCGAAAAGCAGUAUAAUAGUAGUAAAUAUUAAUUUAUAUAACCCUAGC
Molecule: messenger RNA, 1777 nt
Organism: Pseudogymnoascus verrucosus
Lineage: Eukaryota; Fungi; Ascomycota; Leotiomycetes; Thelebolales; Thelebolaceae
Exons: 5
Coding region: 203-1582 (459 amino acids)
Biological process (GO): protein phosphorylation; regulation of glucose metabolic process
Cellular component (GO): mitochondrion
Molecular function (GO): pyruvate dehydrogenase (acetyl-transferring) kinase activity
Source: RefSeq, a predicted model, not a curated record